This is a messenger RNA of Nymphalis io (European peacock), 1016 nucleotides long. RefSeq names its product dephospho-CoA kinase domain-containing protein (gene Dpck). Gene Ontology annotation, biological process: coenzyme A biosynthetic process. The transcript is spliced from 4 exons. The record is from RefSeq and is a predicted model, not a curated record. Bases 302 to 1009 code for a protein of 235 amino acids. NCBI's taxonomy places the organism in Eukaryota, Metazoa, Arthropoda, Insecta, Lepidoptera, Nymphalidae. Gene Ontology annotation, molecular function: dephospho-CoA kinase activity; ATP binding.
AUUGUUUAAUCGUUAAUGUUUACAACUGUUAAAAUGUAAAUUUAAGGAAGUUGUAUACUAUUUUUGGACUAUUAACUGUUUGAAAUUAGAUUCCUUUCAACGAUUAAAUUUAAUAACUACUUAGGUUAAUGCUUUGUAGGUAUAUAUUUUGUAUGAAAACGCCAAACUAUAUUUCUAGGAGAUUUCUAGUUAAGUUAGUUUAUGUACAGCAGAUUUUUAAAUUAUAUAAAUGUGUUAAUAUAUCUGAAACGUCUAAUAUACGUACGUUUUAAUAUUUCAUUUCCGUGAUUACUCUUCAAAAAUGUUUAUCGUUGGAUUAACCGGUGGAUUAGCCACUGGGAAGAGUACGGUCCUUUCAAUUUUUCGUGACAAUGGAAUAGCUGUUAUAGAUGCAGAUGAAGUAGCCAGAAAAGUCUUGGAACCAGGCACAAGUGCGUGGAAGGAAGUAAAAAGUUAUUUUGGUGGAAAUGUGUUAUAUCCUGAUGGAAAAGUCAACAGGUUAAUACUAGGAGAAUUGAUAUUUGAUGAUAUAGAGAAGCGACGGAAACUAAAUGCCAUAACUCACCCAAGAAUUCAAAGAGCCAUGAUGAUUAUGGCAUUAAAGUUUUUUUUUUCUGGGCACAAGUAUGUAGUUAUGGAGGUUCCAUUACUCUUUGAAACGGGAAAAAUGUUGAACUAUAUGCACAAAAUUAUAACUGUAAUAUGUGAAGAUCAUCAACAAUUAGAGCGGCUGUGCAAACGCAAUGACUUCUCGGAAAAAGUUGCCAUAAAGAGAAUAAAUACUCAAAUGCCAUUGGAACAGAAAGUAGCCAAUUCUCAUUUUGUUAUAAAUAACUCUGGUGAUAUUGAAAACACAAGAACUCAAACCCUAAGCAUAAUAAAAGUGUUAAGCCGAUCCAAGUUUACUUGGUACUUCCGAGCAAUUUUUGGUAUAGCUGUUUUAUCUAUUAUGUUUGGUAUAACCCAUUUAGUUUAUAACUUAUUUUAUAAUAAAACUUCCAUUAUUUAAAAUAUAA